AUGGCAGCUAAGGAGUUUAUUGUUUCUAAGGAGGCAGCUAAGGAGUUUAUUGUUUCUAAAGAAAUCAUUUCAGGCUCAUCUGCCACUGUGACUGAUCCUGGGAUCUGUGAAGACCUGAGCAAAUCUUUUCCCUGGACAAAUAAGAAAAGGAAGAGCUGGCUUUCAAGGCUCUGUAGGAAGAAAACAUCUUUGUCAGAAAAUGGAUGGAAUUCCUAUUGCUUAUCUUCAUUAGCUGCUCGGAAUAUCUGUACCAGCAAACUUCAUAGCUCUUGGGAUCAUUUGGAAACUGCUUCCCUUUGUUGUUCAAUAUGUAGCACCUCUUCUUGUUCUCUCUUAAAUGCCUUGGCUUUGGGAGAAUCCAUUCAGGCACUGCCAAGUAGUAUCCGUAACCCUAACAAAGCCAUCUUCACUGUGGAUGUCAGAACCACUGAGAUUCUAGUUGCAAAUGAUAAAGCCUGCAAGAUUCUGGGAUAUAGUACUCAGGAAAUGAUUGGCCAGAAAUUAUCUCAAAUGAUUUCAAAAUCCAAUUGGGAUAUUAUGGAAGCUCUGAAAGAGGAACAUACUGAUGUUGAAGAACAUGGACCAGUAGUUCCUGGAACAGUGGUAGAUGUUAUUUCCCAAAAUAAUGAGAAGAUUCCUGUCUCUAUAUGGACAAGAAAAAUUAAAACACAUUGCAGUCAGUACUGUGUUGUUGUUUUGGAGCCUGUGGAAAGACUCUCUGCUUCUGUUUUCUUCAAAAGCAAUGGAGAGAUUACUUCCUGUGAUCCCCUUUUUGCUCACCUUCAUGGAUAUUCAUCAUCAGAAGAUGUCGUUGGUCACUAUAUAAAAGAUUUGAUUCCUUCUAUCCAACUUCCUGCACCUGGGAGAAAAAUUCCAAAGAGUAUCAAAAUUCAGAGAUCUGUUGGCAGAGCAAGGGAAGGAACAACAUUCCCUCUCAGCUUGAAACUGAAAGUAAAUCUUCCUGUUGAUGAAGUUAUUUCAGUAUCAGAUGAUCCUCGACCAGCCAUGGAUGGUGAUGCUUUGGAAAAUAGCACAUCUUUACCAAUAAAUUGUUGCUUCUGUGCUACCAUCUGGGUGUUCACCACUAUCAGCGGACUAGUAACCAUUCAGGCAGAUGGCACAAUUUAUGGAAUUAACAAUACAUUUUCCCUAAUGCUAUUUGGUUAUGAGAAGAAAGAACUAUUAGGCAAGAAUAUCACAUUCUUGAUUCCUGGUUUUUACAAGAACAUGGAUAAGACUGACUCCUCUUUGCAACUCCCACAAUCUAGAGAAAGUUGUGUGAAUGCAGAAAACAUGAAUUCCUUUGAUAACUUUAAAGGAAUGCAGAGGGAUGGCUGUGCUAUUGGGAAAGUCACCAGCUCAUUGUUUGUUGGGGACAUGACUUUGCCAGAUCUGAAGGAACAACAGGAAUUAGGGAGGGAUGGAGCAGAGCUCCCAACUAAGAAGGAAAUCCAGCUGGAAAGUUUGGGAAAUGGGUCCUGUGCUCUACUGUCUACAUCACUAAAUAGAAACCAAAUGCAUAGCAAGAAUGUGCUAGCUACUAAUAAAGCCCUAUCUUCUGAAAAUCUACAUUAUGAAGAUGGUACUGAAAAAGAGACUAGGAAAUCUACCACUUGUCAGCAGUAUGAAUUACAUUCUCUAAAACAGUCUCAUUCAGAAUCAAAUGUAUUAGACGAUAGAACUAAACUAAAUAGUCACCUUUCCAGAAGUACUUGUGACCUAAUUCAGGAAGAAAAUGACAAUCUGGAUAUACACAAUUCUACUUCACCACAAGAAAUUAUGAAGUACCAACCUUCCACUAUAGGUAGGGGAAUAAAAGGUUGUCUCCUGGGCGGUGAGAUAUUUGAUAAAAGUUUAUUAAAAGCUGAAUUAGAACUUGAGACAAAUGUGCCUUGUGAAGCUGUGAAUGGGUCAUUUGGAACACCAAGAAUGGAUGAGCCAACAGACAACAUAGCAUCUAACCCAAGGCAAAGCCAUGAAAUUCCACAUAGAACUCUAAUGAGUAGUACCAUCAGCUUAACUUUUGAGAAUAAUUCCUUAGAAAGUUCAACUAAUGAUUCUUCAGCUUUUCUGCCUGCAAAAAGGAGCAAUAGUCUUCCUGUACACACAGGAUCAUCAAACCUUUAUGAUGCCUCUGUAAUUAUGGGAGGUGAGAAAGUGGGUGGCAAGGUCAAUUCUGUUUGCUGUGGACUGAUGAACCUGAGGAUUAAUGAAGAGGUGAGAUCUGACUCAUGUGCUGCCUUUGGACCAAUUAAACUUUCCUUGUUAGAUGCGGAAGAUCUUGUCCAGUCCCUGGACCAGGCAAAUAAUAUUGCAAGUGAUCAAUUGGAGCUUCUCUUGAAUGGUAGCUCUCCAGCAGGCAGUCAAAAGAACUUGUUCUCUAAUAAACCUUCUCAGUACUUUGACAAUGAUUUCUCUAUACUUUGUACUUCAGAACUUGAAAGUGCUGCAGAGACUUUGACGGAUAUUCUAGAAAUUAAUUCACUAAAAAACAAUGUUCGAUCUCAAGAAGACUUUUUGACAUUAAAGCAGCAGCACAUGACACAAGUAACAUCAACUCCUGUAAAACUAGAAAAUGUGCUUUCUUCAGCAACUGUUUUGAACACUGAGAUACUGGAAGGCAGCUAUUCUGGUAACUGCUAUCAUCGAGAUGGUUCCCGACUCAGCAUACACUUUGAAGUGAAGCGUGUGGAAUUGCAUGAUCCUGCUGCUCUUUUUUGUAUUUGGGUUAUGAGAGACCUUUUCCAAAGCCAGAAACAAGCAGCAGCAAAGACACAAUUACUUCUUUCUAGCUUGGCCAGUUCCUGCGAAACCCUAGAUGAAGUCUCAGCCAUUAGUUUGGCAGAACUAAUCAAAAACACACCCUUAUUUGAGAAUUCACGGAGAGCUGAAGAAUUAGAAAGACUGAAAGCUUGUGAGGGAGGCUAUGGAAAGAAAUAUGAUACUGUCACUUUCAUUGGGAAAGGAGCUUUUGGGUUUGUCUGGACAGCAAGAUGUAAAAUGAAUCAGGAAGAGGUUGUAGUGAAGUUCAUUUGGAAAGGAAGGGUAUUAGAUUACUGCUGGGUAGAGGAUCCUGAGCUAGGAACAGUUACUCAGGAGAUUGCUAUUCUGAGAAAACUUCAGCAUCCCAAUAUUAUCAAGGUACUAGAUAUAUUUGAGAACCAGCAGUUCUUUCAGCUAGUGAUGGAGAAGCAUGGGACCGGUCUAGAUCUAUUCACAUUCAUUGAUAACCAACCUGAUUUGGAUGAACCUUUGGCGAGUUACAUAUUCCGGCAGCUUGUAUCUGCAGUGAACUAUCUUCGCUGUAGGAACAUUCUUCACAGAGACAUAAAAGAUGAGAACAUCAUAAUUGCUCAAGAUUUCACUAUCAAGCUAAUAGACUUUGGCUCAGCUGCUUAUCUGGAACCUGGCAAAAUGUUCUAUACUUUUUGUGGGACAAUUGAGUAUUGCUCUCCAGAAGUGCUGUCAGGCAAUCCAUACUCAGGACCAGAACUGGAAAUGUGGUCACUAGGUAUCACCCUUUACACCAUAGUCUUUGGAGAAAAUCCUUUUUGUGAGCUUGAAGAAACAAUGGAUGCUGUACUGCGACCUCCUUACAGUGUGUCAAUUGAUCUGAUGGGUCUCCUGUCUGGGCUCUUGAAGCCUUUUCCACAGGAUCGGACAACUCUAGAAACGGUCAUAGGGGAUCCUUGGGUGAUACAACCUGUAAACUUGAUGAACUAUGCGUGGGAGAAAGUAUUUACUUGUGGCAAACCAGAAAACAACAGUUUCAAAAUUUACUCCACUGGCUGCAGUCACGGUGGUAUCUGGGCAAUCCCGAGCCUGGAGAGUAUGCAGAGUUUAAAUGAUGAGGUCAAUAAGCAUGAGCUGGCAAAUUCCCAGCUAGCUGGAAUGAUCUCUUCUGCAGAACAAGAGCCAUCAACCUCUUCCCAGUGCCAGAAUAACUGAAAUCUUAACUUUGGACACACUCUUGCUCUUCCCUGGGAACUGAAAAAAAUGCCACAAGGACACCAAUGUGAUGAGCAUAAUGGCUACAUGAGGUGAAGCAGCAAAAUUACAAGUUCUCUAUGCCUCCUGUGAGCGCGUCUGAUAUGAUUCUUUAAUUUCCACAUAUAGGGAUUUAGUUUUCAUAGUGCCUAAUUACAAAACUCCAGUGUAAUUACAGUCAAGUUAGGAUGACAGAUAUAUAACAUAACAUCUAGGGCUCAACUGCACAAUUUAAAUCUGCAUAUUUGACUUUUCAUCCACUGACAUUGUAAAAAUGGUACCAGCAAAUGGACAUUCAGUAGUUUUGGAGAAAGACUAGACAGUAAAUCUCCAUAGUGGAUAGGCAACCACAGUCUGUAUUUCCAUUAGUUCAUUUUGGUUAUCUGUUUUCCAUUAAUGAUAAUUUGUUUGUAAUUACCAAUCAUAACAGAACCUUUGCUUAGACUGCAGAAAGAUAGCAUUGAUCUUCAUCUUUUUAGUUUUUUAAAAAUGCCACAUACGUUUGAUUUUCCUCGAAAGAAAACAAGAAGCAGUAUCUUUCACAUUUUUCUUACUGAAACAUAAGAAACAUCAUACAUUGGAACAUAAGGACAUCAUUUGAGAUUUUCUUUAAGUGAAUUACCUGAUGGCUCUCCUGGUAAAAGGGUAAAGUUUCUGAUGGCCACAUAUUUUAGCUUCCCAGUAGAGAUCAUCUUAUAAAUUUUAUCUGAUACAUAACCGAAGGGAUAAUCAAUAUGAGUUUAUAAUAUCCUGUGUUUUGGCUUUGUGGAUGUUCUUGCUUUAGAGAAAUCCUCCCACAAUAGAGGAAACAUUUUGCACAUAUUAGGUUUAAAUGGGAGGUCAAUAUUUUCUUACAUAUCAAGACAAGAAAAAAAAAGGACCAUUUUCCAACAAAGGACCCUAGCCAGACAUUUCUGACAGUGAGUUUUGCUUAAAAACCUUGGUUGUGCUGAAAGAAAUAGUCACCAGAAAGUUCAAUUGACUUGGCCAAUUCAUUUUCCUUUAAAAAAGAUAUUUUAUAUAGAUUCCUUGGAUUAUAAAUUGGCAAUUGAACAUUUUAUAGUUAUUUUUUUAACUGUUUAGGAACAAUGCAUUUUUUCAAAUUAGUUUAGCAUGGCAAAUAAUUACUUCUCUUUAUUGAUUGUAUUGCUUCAUAACUAGAUAGAUGAACAUCUGUAUUUGGCUGUAAUUCUCCUAAGGAGUAUUUCCUUCAGUAGUACAACUAUCCUUAAUACUACUGACAGUUUGAAUUUUACUUUACUAGGGUUCAGUUUAAAGGUUGCUUCAGUGGAACACAUUUUCAAUGCUAUUUUGGUUAUAUUACAAGGUUGUGCCUUCCUCUCCUUCUUGUGAAGGAAGCUAUUGCCCAAUCUACACAGAGGAGAAAAUAUUUGGAAGUGUUCUGCUAGGAAUGUGUGUGUAUGUAUGUAUGUAGUACAGAAUAGGACAUCAAUAGCUUGCAACAACUACUGCCAAAUCAAUAAUCUAUUUAAUGUAUUCUGUCCCUUGAUGUCCACUGUUCUCUCUAUCCUGGUAUGUGUUUCAUAGUAGUAUGGGGACAGUGUUUACUGCACAGAAUUUUUGACAUGAUUCCAUGUUAGCCAGUUUGCUAAAGAAAUGCAUACAAUGACAUUAUUACAGAAGGAUGCAAUUGAAAACUAAUCCAAGAGAAGGCCUUGCUAGAAGCUGUCCCACUUGGGCAUAAAGCCUAGAUUUGUAGGAUAAACUAAAUCACAAAUAGGGCUGUGCAGACAUGUGAAAAAGGUGCUUUGCAACUGGUACCUGUUUUCUUUCAAAGGCUGUUCCUGGUUAUCUUCACAUGUAUGUACAUGGAUAGUUGUUUUGCCGGCAGUUCUAAUGGAAACAUUCAUUCAUGCAUGCACAGAAAAUCCAAAAUUACCUUCAAAAUAACCUUAUGAACAUUCCAGAGGAGCUGGCUACUUUAAUGCUUCAAGGAAAAGAGGUGCUUUUAGCUAACGUAUUUUGUGAAGCACCUCAUUCACUUGUUUUGUACAACCAUAAUAAUCAGAUCUAUCUUGUGUCUUGAAUUUUCAAUAUACACUGUAUUUUUGACUAUGAGAACUCUAUAGAAUAUGAAUUAUAUUUGCUGUAACUUUAAACUUAAUUGUGUUAAAUCAUUUGCUGAAAUGAACAAAAUAUACAGUAGUAUUUUAAUGCA
Candoia aspera is the source of this 6166-nucleotide messenger RNA. RefSeq names its product PAS domain containing serine/threonine kinase (gene PASK). The record is from RefSeq and is a predicted model, not a curated record. Gene Ontology annotation, cellular component: nucleus; cytoplasm; cytosol. NCBI's taxonomy places the organism in Eukaryota, Metazoa, Chordata, Lepidosauria, Squamata, Candoiidae. Gene Ontology annotation, molecular function: ATP binding; protein serine/threonine kinase activity. Bases 1 to 3948 code for a protein of 1315 amino acids. The transcript is spliced from 17 exons. Gene Ontology annotation, biological process: protein phosphorylation; negative regulation of glycogen biosynthetic process; intracellular signal transduction.